Cotesia congregata is the source of this 2439-nucleotide messenger RNA. The record is from the annotation of a GenBank genome assembly. Lineage: Eukaryota; Metazoa; Arthropoda; Insecta; Hymenoptera; Braconidae.
AUGGAAGUGCUGUUUGAAGCGCUUAUUUUAUUUACAAUUUGUGGUUGUGUAAGCACUGAAAUCUGCUCGAUUUACAACAACGUGCCAAUUUCGAAAUACAAUGACCAUCUAAGACCAAUUAUCGAUGCUCAAUCAUAUAAUAUAAAUCAAAGCGGGGAACUGUCAAUAAAUAUCGAAAUAAAAUUCGAAUGCAAUAUAAUAAUAUUCAACGCGGAAAAUGUUACUCAUAUUAGUAAAAUCAGAUUAGAAAAUACUGCAAGUCACGAAAUUUACACGACUUAUCACUACUCUAUUUCCAAGAACAUUAUCUUGAAAAUUUCAUUCGCGGAAAAUAUACCUCCAGGGAGUUAUAAAAUCAACUUUGAUUACAACUCCGAGAUAAACUCGCCUGCUGUACUUUCCGAAUGGAUCGUGCUGACCAAUUUCGACGACGAUCACGUUGAUGAAAAAAACAGUAACGCAACGAGAGUAUGGCUUCGAAAAAGUGCUCUGGGCCAUGGGAAAUAUUUAGUGAAAAAUGUCGAAAGAUUAUUGGAAGCUUUUGAAAACUUUACUGGCUUCUCGUACAAUAAAAACAAGUACAUUAAACUAGACUUCUUCGUAGUGCCCAAAAGUCCAACGUCCGAGCAUCUAAGCGGAGAUUUUAUUUAUGUCGACGAAGAAAUAUUCGUCAACGAAGAUAACAUUGCUACGAAUAAUAACGAAAAAUUAUUCCGUUCUAUCGUAGAGAUGAUGAUUAAUCAAGCAUAUAAUAAAAAAUUUCAAAAAUAUAAGUUACCCGUACAACUAAAAGAAUAUUUAGUAUACUACAUAACAGAUCAGGCGACCAAUAACUGGCAUUUGAUGGAUUUGUUCACUUUCAAGCAACGAUUCAUUAUUUUCGAUGGAGAUUUUCUUUUUAAUCGAUUGAUCUAUGGUGCAAUGGGAGAUCAUUUCCCUGUUGGUGGAUCUAUUAUUCGAAUGAUUGCUCAUAUUAUUGGCGAAACCAAUUUUAAGGCAGCAGUCGACAAUUUGCUGGAGGGAAGAGGAAAAGCUGGAACAUUUACUUCUAAUCUAAACAAAAUAUCGACUGGAAAUAAAAAAUUCCUUGAACAAGUAAUUGAAAACGUGGAAGAUUAUAAAGGACAUCCAGUAGUUACGAUUGAAAGGAAUUAUCAAGCUAACAGUGCUAUUAUAAAGCAGUCAGUUCUUAAAAGAAGUUCAAACAAGACGUCGUCAAAGCGAAACUGGGUACCAUUGAAUUUUGCAACUCAGUAUGACGCUGAUUUUGAUGAUACCACUGUCACUAUGUGGUUCGAUCCAAAAAUAGAAUCACUAGAAAUUGUGACACCUCCCCCGGACCAAUGGGUCAUAUGCAACAAACAGCAAUUUGGCUACUAUCGGGUUAAUUAUGAUGAGAGAAAUUGGAAACUGAUUACUAAUUAUCUCAAGUCUGAAAAUUACAAAAAAAUUCAUGUUCUGAACCGCGCGCAACUUAUAGACGACGCGUUUGUUUUCGCUGAAUUUGGAUACCUCAAUUUCAACGUCGCCUUUGAUUUGGCGAGAUAUCUCAGAAUUGAGACAGAAUAUGUCCCGUGGGCGACUUUUUGGGAAAAAAUGUUCCGUUUAUAUCAAUACUCUUCAAUAUCUGGUUCUCAAUACUACGAACCGUUUAAAAAUAUGAUUUUGGAGUUAUCUGGCCCACUGGAACGUAAGUUUCUGUCAGAUGCAGCAUUUGAUGGUAACGAUCGCAUGGAAAGACUCAAUAAAAUAGCGUUUAUAAAGUGGACUUGCUUCUACGGUUCAACGUUAUGCAGAAACUAUUCACUUGUUAUACUCAAAAAUUGGCUCGCAGAUCCCGUUAAAAAUCCACUAUUGGAGGACGUCCGAAAAGAAAUACUUUGUGCAGGAAUUCGCAGUGCUGAUAAGGAAACUUGGGAAAAAUUACUGGAGAAAUAUUCAAUUGACAAGGACGACACCAUCCUUUUUGCACUCAUGUGCUCAUCGAAGUAUGAGUUACUGCAUAAAUUAAUCACGAUGUUUAUUAAUGGUCAAUUGGUUCAAAUUAAUCCUUGGUAUUUUUUGAUUAAAAUUGUCAAACAGAGCCCCAUCGGUUUGGACACUAUCAUCCGUUUCAUUUACAACAAACAAGACGUUAUUCACAGCAUGCAUGACCAUAACCAUCUUAACUCUUCAACAGGCUUCAUCACUAAUUAUGGAGAAGUAACUUAUGACAUGAAUCAUUUCCAAGCCUUUGUAGAUUCUUUCUGUACAGUCAUUGAGCAGUUCAUUACAAAUAACCAACAACUCGAUAAGUUCAAAAAAAUAUUGGGUGAUAAUUUGGAUGUUAUUGGAAGCAGAGAAGUUGGUAAAUAUUUGUACUUUGCUCAAAUGAAAGUUCAUGCCUCAACUUUAGUAUCCAAUUCAAUGAAAGCUUACUGGAAUUUUGAAGAAAAAUAA